Messenger RNA from Halteromyces radiatus, 2046 nucleotides. RefSeq lists its product as uncharacterized. Bases 205 to 1971 code for a protein of 588 amino acids. Gene Ontology annotation, biological process: protein localization to membrane. Lineage: Eukaryota; Fungi; Mucoromycota; Mucoromycetes; Mucorales; Cunninghamellaceae. The transcript is spliced from 10 exons. Gene Ontology annotation, cellular component: membrane. The record is from RefSeq and is a predicted model, not a curated record.
AAAAAAAAAAAAAAAAAUAGGAGUGAUGGAGAAAAAAAAAAACAUCGAAAGCCGGUUUUGAUUGGCACAAGUUUUGAAUGAUAGUAUUCUUUCUCCGCUUGCGGCCACUUCACUUAUUUUUUCCCCCCUUGGGUCCCUUUCUCUGACCUUUAUGCUUCUUUUCCAGUGUUCCUUUUUUCAUUCUAUUUCAUCUAUUCCACAAAGAUGAGGUUAAACAUUCUUUGUUUCCUUAUAUUAUUAUAUUUUACUAUUUGUAAUGGUGAUGAACAUAAUCAUAUUUAUAAGAAAGGUGAGGAAGUAGUGGUAUGGAUGAAUACAGUUGGUCCGUUGUAUAAUCGACAAGAAACAUACCCUUAUUACCAGUUACCUUUUUGUCAUGGUGAUAAUCCUGUCGAACAUCAUCAUGAAACUUUAGGCGAAGCAUUACAAGGAAUGGAUUUGAUAAACUCUGGGAUUCCUAUGAAAUAUCUUGUUCCUGUUGAUAACCAAGUCUUUUGCAAACAAGUUUUGCGACACGAUGAUAUUGGAUUACUUAAAUAUGCAGUUCAAGGUCAAUAUUGGUACACUAUGUUUGUUGAUGAUCUACCGAUCAGUGGCUUUGUUGGUAUGAUUGAAAACCCGGAAGACCCUGAAAAUAUACAAUACUAUCUUCAUACACACAAGGAAUUCAUUAUCGAAUACAAUCAGGAUAGGAUUAUUGCCGUGAUGCUGCGACCAGGUGAUAACCCUAUUCUUCUUGAUAGCAAGCAACCAACUAUAGAAAUCGAAUUUACCUACUCUGUAGAAUGGCAACCUACCGCUAUUAAGUUUGAAGAUCGAUUUACAAGGUUACUGGAGUCUGAUUUCUUUGAACAUCAAGUACAUUGGCUCUCUAUAUUCAGUUCAUUUAUGAUGGUACUUUUUUUGACAGGUCUUGUGUCUGUGAUUUUACUCCGGACAAUCAAGAAUGAUUAUGCAAGAUAUGAUAGAGAAGAAGCCACAGCUGACUUUGAUAGAGAUUUUGGAGAUGAUUGGGGUUGGAAACAAGUUCAUGGCGAUGUGUUCCGUCAACCUGAUCGACUUAUGUUACUAUCAGCUUUUAUGGGCACAGGAAAUCAAUUGGUUAUUCUAUCUGCUGUGGUGAUUAUCUAUGCAAUGCUUGGUGAUUUAUAUGUGGAAAGAGCAACUAUAUUGACAGCAACUAUCUUUUUGUAUGCACUUACAUCGGCGGUAGCUGGUUAUACUAGUGCUCGAUAUUAUACUCAUUAUGGAGGCAAAGAUUGGGUCCGAAAUAUUCUUCUCACUGCCGGUGUAUGGCCUGGUGCUGUUGCUUGUAUUGGUGGUUAUAUCAAUACUAUUGCCAUUUUUUAUUCUAGUUCGAAAGCAAUUCCAUUUCCCGUGAUGAUUGCGAUUCUUGCUAUCUGGUUAUUCUUAUGUUUUCCUCUUACACUUCUUGGAGCUAUCAUUGGUCGUAAUUGGGGUUCCAAGCGUAUUGACUUUCCUUGUCGAGUGAAUCCUAUCCCUCGUCCUAUUCCUGAAAAACAAUGGUAUUUGGAGCCCUCUUCCAUUAUGAUUUUUGGUGGUGUUCUUCCCUUUGCAUCGAUCUUUAUUGAAAUAUACUUUAUAUUUACCUCUUUUUGGACGUACAGAAUCUAUUAUGUAUAUGGAUUUAUGUUCCUAGUAUUCCUUAUCUUGUUGAUUGUAUGUGCCUGCGUCUCUAUUGUCAGUACUUACUUUCUUCUCAACUCUGAAGAUCAUCGAUGGCAUUGGGUUAGUUUUUGGACGUGUGCUUCGACGGCUGGUUAUGUAUACGCUUAUUCGGUCUAUUAUUUUUUCUAUAAAACAAAGAUGACUGGAUUGUUCCAAACAAGUUUCUAUUUUGGAUACACUGCUUUGUUCUCUCUGGGUCUCUUUUUCAUGUUGGGAUCCGUUGGUCACUUUUCAGCUAGUUUAUUUGUUCGAAGGAUAUACCAAAAUGUCAAAAUCGAUUAGUCUAGUGUUGUAUUAUUGUUUUUCUUUCUUUAUAUAUUAUUAAUAAAACAAAAUCAUUGAAAAUGCUGAUAUUUC